Messenger RNA from Lepus europaeus (European hare), 2675 nucleotides. RefSeq names its product nephrocystin 1 (gene NPHP1). NCBI's taxonomy places the organism in Eukaryota, Metazoa, Chordata, Mammalia, Lagomorpha, Leporidae. Bases 16 to 2100 code for a protein of 694 amino acids. The transcript has 20 exons. Gene Ontology annotation, molecular function: protein binding. Gene Ontology annotation, cellular component: cilium; cytoplasm. The record is from RefSeq and is a predicted model, not a curated record. Gene Ontology annotation, biological process: protein localization involved in establishment of planar polarity.
GCCGCAGCCGGGGCGAUGCUGGCCCGGAGGCCCCGCGACCCGCUGCAGGCCCUGCGGCGCCGCAGCCAGGAGCUGAAGCAACAGGUUGAUAGCUUGCUUUCUGAGAGCCAAUUGAAAGGAGCACUAGAACCCAGUAAAAGGAGAGAUAUUUACCAAAGAUGUAUCCAGUUGAAACAGGCAAUAGAUGAAAAUAAAAACACUCUUCAAAAAUUAAGCAAAGCUGAUGAACUUUCACCUGUCGGCAGCUAUAACCAGAGGAAAGAAGAGGAGCACAGUCUUUUGGAUAAGCUCACCCUCCAACUGCAGGAGCUCGCUGUGACCAUAAGUAAAGAGAGUAGAACUGAAAUUGGGGCACUUACAGAGAGAGAGGAAGAUGACAGUUCUGAGGAAGAGGAAGAAGAGGAAGAGGAAGAAGAGGAAGAAGAAGAAGAAGAAAGUGGAGAAAGUGGUGAGGAGGAAGAAGAAGAAUCAGAGGAGGAAGAGGGAGAGAAACAAGAAAAUGAAUCUCCCAAACAGGCAACAAGUAAAGAGUACAUCGCUGUUGGGGAUUUUACUGCUCAGCAAGUCGGGGACCUCGCAUUUAAGAAAGGAGAAGUCCUCCAUAUAAUAGAAGAGAAGCCUGAUGGUUGGUGGGUAGCCAGGAACGCCAGCGGAAACGAGGGCCUCGUUCCCAGAACCUACCUGGAGCCCUGUAACAAUGAGGAGGAAGAAGAGCAAGAAUCAAGUGAGGAGGGCAGUGAGGCUGAUGUGGAGGCGGUGGAAGAAACAGCAGCUGGAGCAGAAGUUAAGCAAAGAACGGAUUCCCAUUGGACUGCUGUUCGGAAAGCUAUCUCAGAGCAGAUCAACACUGUCGAUGUGUUGACCACAAUGGGUGCUAUCCCAUCCGGAUUCAGGCCUUCCACACUCUCCCAGCUUCUGGAGGAAGGGAAUCAAUUUCGAGCAAGUUACUUCCUACAGCCAGAGCUCACACCAUCACAGCUGGCCUUCAAAGAUCUAAUGUGGGAUGCUAAAGCAGGCACAAUCAAAUCAAUGCCAAGUCGCGUUUCAUUGAUCCUGACGCUGUGGAGCUGCAAAAUGAUUCCUCUUCCAGGGACGAGCAUCCAGGUUCUCAGCAGACACGUCCGCCUCUGUCUCUUUGACGGCAGUAAGGUUCUGAGCAACAUUCAUACAGUUAGGGCCACAUGGCAACCUAAGAAGCCCAAAACGUGGACAUUUUCUCCCCAGGUGACUGGCAUCCUGCCCUGCUUGCUUGACGGUGAUUGCUUCAUCAGGUCCAAUGCGCCGUCUCCAGACAUUGGAAUCCUGUUUGAACUCGGAAUUUCCUAUAUUCGCAACUCAACUGGUGAAAGAGGAGAAUUGAGUUGUGGCUGGGUGUUUCUUAAACUUUUUGAUGCCAAUGGAGUUCCUAUUCCAGCAAAAACUUACGAACUCUUCUUGAAUGGUGGCACUCCGUAUGAGAAAGGUGUGGAAGUGGACCCUUCAGUGUCCAGAAGAGCACAUGGUGGUGUCUUCCAUCAGAUGAUGAUAAUGAGAAGGCAGCCUCAGCUCCUGGUAAAACUGAGAUCCUUGAACACAAGGUCGAGAAACAUACUAAGUCUCCUGCCAGAAACAUUGAUUGGAAGUAUGUGUUCCAUCCACUUGUUGGUAUUUUAUCGACAAAUUCUUGGAGAUGUCCUCCUGAAAGACAGGAUGAGCUUGCAAAGUGCAGAGUUAAUUAGUCACCCAAUGCUGGCCACCUUCCCCAAGCUCUUGGAGCAGCCUGACGUGAUGGAUGCUCUCAGGAGUUCAUGGGCUGAGAAAGAAAGUACAUUUAAGAGAUCAGAGAAGAGAGACAAGGAGUUCCUGAAGGCCAUGUUUCUCCUGGUGUACCACGACUGUGCCUUCCCGCUUCUUCAUUCCACGCUCCUGCUCCCCUUCAAGUGGGCAGAGGAAGAGACCGAGGCCGCCCGCUGGAGGUUUAUCGCCGACUUCCUGAAGCAGAACCAGGAAAACGAGGGCGCCCUGCAAGGCCUGCUGUCGCCAGCCGGGGUCCACGAGCCUUUCGACCUUUCAGAGCAGACCUACGACUUCCUGAGCGAAGCAAGAGGGAGUGUGGCCUGACAGCGGGGCCCCGGCCCCACGUCCCACCAUCCCACCCAGUAAGUGUGGCUGACAGCGGGGCCCCGGCCCCACGUCCCACCCUCCCACCCAGUGUGGCUGACAGCGGGGCCCCGGCCCCGCGUCCCACCCUCCUACCCAGUGUGGCUGACAGCGGGGCCCCGGCCCCGCGUCCCACCGUCCCACCCAGUGUGGCUGACAGUGGGGGCCCCGGCCCCGCGUCCCACCAUCCCACCCAGUGUGGCUGACAGUGGGGGCCCCGGCCCCGCGUCCCACCGUCCCACCCAGUGUGGCUGACAGUGGGGGCCCCGGCCCCACAUCCCACCCUCCUACCCAGUGUGGCUGACAGCAGGGGCCCCAGCCCUGCAUCCCACCAAGUCUGGGGGUCCCAGAGGUGGCCCUGGCCCAACAUCCCACCAAGUUCUGGGGGGCCCUCCAUGAAGACUUGAGUAAAAUGGCAGAAACCAAGGGAGCUGUCACACAGGAGCUUAGAUCUUACUCUGUUUUUGUACAGACCAUAUGGUUUAAGAAAUAUUAGUGAGUAACUGGGAUAUGUUUUAAAACAAUAAAAUAAAUUU